Soboliphyme baturini is the source of this 1194-nucleotide messenger RNA. The record is from the annotation of a GenBank genome assembly. Lineage: Eukaryota; Metazoa; Nematoda; Enoplea; Dioctophymatida; Soboliphymatidae.
AUGUGGAGAUUGUUGGCAGUUCGGACGUAUCUUCUUUUACCGUUCCUCGUUUCUUGGUGUGAUGGAUCUGAUCCGAACGCGAUCUCGAUCGAUGACUAUUACUACGCGGAACUGGUCGGAAACAAAGGCGGGCGAGGCUUGUUCCCGAACAUUUUCAAUUUGGCUACUAACGCGAUAAUUACCGCCAAUGCGACAUGCGGUGAGACUGCAGCCGAGAACUACUGCAAAUUGGUGGAACACGUUUUUAUGAGAUCUCCUCAGUGCGACGUAUGCGACGCGAACAAUCCGCACAAGAGGCAUCCUGUGGAAUUCGCCACUGAUGGAACGAAUCGCUACUGGCAAAGCCCGACUAUCGCCAACGGUCCUCAGUACGAAUGGGUAACGAUCACCCUGGAUUUACGUCAGCAAUAUCAGGUGGCUUACGUGAUCAUCAAAGCCGCGAUCGCUCCCCGGCCGGGUAGAUGGAUUUUGGAGCGAUCCGUGGAUGGUUUGACGUUUAAGCCAUGGCAGUACUACGCGACGAGCGACGAAGAGUGUCUGAGAGUGUUCGGAAUUCCGGGUGCUCCUCAAGUGCCGAAGUUCGUCAAUGACGAUGAUGUUAUCUGCACAAGUCAUUAUUCGAUGCUCGAUCCUCUUGAAGACGGCGAGAUCCACACGUCACUAGUCAAUGGGCGGUCGGGUCUUGAUGGACCAAGUGAAACGUUGCAAGAGUUUACGAAGGCCAGGUUUGUUCGUCUGAGAUUGCAGAAGAUACGAACACUCAACUCAGACCUGAUAUACAUUACCAGAAGGCCAAAGCAUGAACUUAUUGACGAGUCAGUAACUCGACGGUACUUCUACGCGAUUCGUGAUAUUAGCAUCGGUGGACAGUGCAUCUGCUAUGGCCAUGCCGAAAGUUGUCCUGCCGACCCUGUUACCGGACAACUUCGAUGCGAGUGCAUGCAUAACACAUGCGGUGAGAGCUGUGAAGUGUGCUGUCCGUUAUUCAAUCAGAAGUUAUGGCGCCCCGGGACGAUCGUUGCUUCGGGCGGGUGUGAACCAUGCCAGUGCUUCAGCCACGCAACGGCUUGUCGCUAUGAUCCGGAAAUAGAAAAACAGAAGCUCAGUUUGACUCCGAACGGCAUAUACGAAGGUGGCGGUAUUUGCAUCGAUUGUCAGGUAUGCCGUUUUCUUGUUGCCAUGGUUGUUUUAUAG